AUGUCUGUUUUUAAUCUAGAAAUUUACUUAUCUAAUGUUUCCGGCGUUGUAUCAGUUGAGGUUCUGUCUUUCCCUUUUCUUGCCACACAAUCCAUUUCCUACAGAGAAACAUUGGUAUUGCCAUUGGCUUAUCAGUUGCGGGGGUUUGUGGUCCUCAUCAUCUUGUUCAUCUGCUGCUGCUGCUGCUGCCCCUGCUGCUGUAUCUAUCGAAUGUGCAGAAAACCCAGACCUGUGGUACAAACACAUGUAACUACAGUCAUGAAUACACAAUGCAUUCAGCAGCAGCCUGUAAUGCAGGGAGUCCAGUAUCCACAAUACCAACCAAUGCCGACUCAACCAGGUUACGGGGGUCAUCCUAUGCAGACAGGACCAUAUCAGGGACAGUCAUAUGCAUCAGGACCCCCACCCCCGUAUCAUGUGACCACGAGUCCUGGAUAUCCCACUAUUCAGGGCGCAUAUGACGGAGGUCAGGCCAUGUAUCCCAUGCAGCCACCUGCCCAGCCGGCUAAGCUUUCAUAGACGUCGAAUCAGCCGACCUACAGCCCCCUACUUGCAGCCACCAAAAC
Cyprinus carpio (common carp) is the source of this 566-nucleotide messenger RNA. RefSeq names its product protein shisa-5-like. Bases 1 to 519 code for a protein of 172 amino acids. The record is from RefSeq and is a predicted model, not a curated record. The transcript has 4 exons. Lineage: Eukaryota; Metazoa; Chordata; Actinopteri; Cypriniformes; Cyprinidae.